AUGGCUCGUUCUUCGAGGAGACUGUUAGUAGCGGUCAAACACCAUGACUUCAAGCGAUGUGAGCAGUCCGGCUUCUGCAAGAGGAACCGGGCACUUGCAGAUUCCAUGACUGAGAAAGGCGGGCCUGACUCCUCUCCCUACCAGCUGGACGGUGCAUCGAUCAAGUUCAAGGACGGCCGCUUAGAAGGCUCCAUAGUCAAGACGUUGCAGGAUGGCGAAGCGGUCAAGCUCCCUAUGACUAUCACAUUUCUCGAGCGAGGAAACGUGCGCGUCACAAUCGACGAAGAGAAGAGGAAGAAGGGAGAGAUUGAGCUGAGACACGGCAGUGUGGCCCGGAAGGAAAGAUACAAUGAAGCCGCUGCAUGGGCACUGACUGGAGCUGGCCUACAGUCCCAGAAAUCCUCCUCGCUGAAGAAGGUAUCCAAGGAUGUGAGUGAGGUCACAUGGGGUCCAGAAGGCCGCUUCAAAGCAACGAUUCAACAUGCCCCUUUUGGUAUGGAAUUCUGGGCCGGCGACGACAAGCAAGUCGUGCUCAAUGGACGUGGAUUCAUGAACAUAGAGCACUGGCGUCCCAAGGUCGACAAGCCUACAGCUGAUGAGAAUGCCACUGGGGAAGCUGCAGCUGCUCCGUCUGAGGAUGAAAGCACUUGGUGGGAGGAGAGCUUUGGCGGCAACACAGACUCUAAGCCCAAAGGCCCUGAGAGUGUAGCCAUGGACAUCACAUUCCCCGGAUAUGGCCACGUUUUCGGACUUGCAGAACACGCUGGACCGUUGUCCUUGAAACAAACACGCGGCGGAGAUGGUAAUUACGACCAACCGUACCGCAUGUACAACAGUGACAUUUUCGAGUAUGAGCUUGAUAGUCCGAUGACACUUUACGGUUCUAUUCCAUUCAUGCAAGCUCACAAGAAGGACUCCACCGUCGGUGUUUUCUGGCUGAAUGCUGCCGAAACCUGGGUUGACAUCACGAAACCCUCUCACGGCGGAAACCCUCUCACUCUCGGUCUGAGUGGAGGUGUCGUCGACACCCAAACACAUUGGAUGUCAGAGAGCGGUCUCUUGGAUGUUUUCGUCAUGCUCGGUCCAACUCCUCAAGAACUCUCAAAGUCUUACGGCGAGUUGACUGGCUACACCCAGCUCCCGGCUUCUUUUUCCCUGGGUUAUCACCAAUGCCGAUGGAAUUACGUGAGCGAUGAGGAUGUCAAGGACGUGGAUCGGAAAUUUGACAAGCACAAUAUCCCGUACGACGUGAUCUGGCUUGACAUUGAAUAUACUGAUGACAAGCAAUACUUCACGUGGGAUCCUCACACGUUCCCAGACCCUAUCUCCAUGGAGAAGCAGUUAGAUGAGACUGAACGCAAGCUUGUGGUUAUCAUCGAUCCACAUAUCAAGAACAAGGGUGGUUACACGGUCGAUGAAGAGCUCAAGAGCAAGGGGCUAGCGGUGAAAAACAAAGAAAACAACGUCUUCGAAGGAUGGUGCUGGCCUGGCAGCUCACACUGGAUUGAUGCGUUCAAUCCCGCAGCCAGAGCUUGGUGGAAGACUUUGUUCAGCUAUGACCGAUUCAAGGGCACGAUGAACAACGUCUGGUUGUGGAACGAUAUGAAUGAGCCUUCAGUGUUUAAUGGCCCAGAGAUCACAAUGCCGCGGGACAACAUCCAUCAUGGAAACUGGGAGCAUCGAGACGUACACAACAUCAACGGCAUGACCUUCCACAAUGCCACUUAUCACGCACUACUUGAACGUAAGAAGGGCGAAGUCCUGCGGCCUUUUAUCUUGACGAGAUCAUUUUAUGCUGGGUCCCAACGAUCAGCUGCAAUGUGGACCGGAGAUAACCAAGCCAAUUGGGACCAUCUUGCCGUCUCAAUUCCGAUGAUACUGAAUCAGGGAGUAAGUGGCUAUCCAUUUGCUGGCGCCGACGUUGGAGGUUUCUUUGGCAACCCCAGCAAAGAGCUCCAGACUCGUUGGUAUCAGGCUGGUGUGUUUUAUCCCUUUAUGCGUGGACAUGCGCAUAUCGACACACGCAGGCGCGAACCUUAUCUUUUGGGCGAGCCAUAUACGAGCAUUAUGGCACAAGCCAUUCGAUUGCGAUAUGCAUUGUUCCCCGCUUGGUAUACCGCCUUCCACGAAGCAUCAACAGAUGGCUACCCCAUAGUUCGCGCACAGUACUACGUUCACCCCGAAGACGAGAAGGGCUUUGCGAUAGACGAUCAGUUCUACCUUGGCUCGACCGGAUUGUUGGCCAAACCGGUCACCACUGAAGGCGCAGAAAGUGUCGAAAUCUAUCUCGCGGAUUCUGAGAAUUAUUACGAUUACUUCGACUACACUAUUUACAGCGGGGGUUCCAAGACCCACAAGAUCCAAGCACCACUAGACAAAAUCCCUUUGCUGAUGCAAGGUGGAAACAUUAUUCCGCGAAAGGAUCGACCUCGGAAGAGUUCUGGUCUCAUGAAAUGGGAUCCGUAUACGCUUGUCGUUGUCCUAGACAGCAACACUCAGGCUGCAGGCACCCUCUACGUUGACGAUGGCGAAACGUUCGAUUAUGAACAAGGAGCAUUCAUUCACCGAAGGUUUACUUUUGCCGGUGGUGAGCUGACAAGCACAAACAUUGGUACCAAGGGAGCGAAGACAGCCCAGUACCUAAAGGCUAUGAAAGAUGUAACUGUGGAGAAAAUCAUCGUGGUGAAUGCGCCAGCCGCAUGGUCAGAGAUGAAAGAGGUGUCCAUAACUGGGGAGGGCAUCAAAGGCACGGCUUCAGCGGAGCUGAUGUACUACGCGGCAGCAGGAGGCAAAGCCGCAUGGGCCGUCAUCCGAAGCCCUGGAGUGAGCAUUGGGGCAGACUGGGCCAUCUCUCUGUCAAAGGCCCCUGGCGAGAAAUCCGAAAUCUAA
Messenger RNA from Exophiala spinifera, 2889 nucleotides. RefSeq lists its product as uncharacterized. The transcript has 2 exons. Gene Ontology annotation, cellular component: glucosidase II complex. Gene Ontology annotation, molecular function: alpha-glucosidase activity; carbohydrate binding. Gene Ontology annotation, biological process: N-glycan processing; carbohydrate metabolic process. The record is from RefSeq and is a predicted model, not a curated record. NCBI's taxonomy places the organism in Eukaryota, Fungi, Ascomycota, Eurotiomycetes, Chaetothyriales, Herpotrichiellaceae. The coding region runs from base 1 to 2889 and encodes 962 amino acids.